UAAAAAACAAAAAUCGAAAUUUAAUUUAAAGCUUGAAUGCAGCAUCCUUGAAUUGAGCUCUAUAUAGAAAAUAAUAUUUAGGUGUGUAAAAUUGUAAUUAACAAAACUUGCUGUAAAAUAUUGUUUUUAAAUGGCGCGAGUAUGUUUUGUAUAGUAUCAUAAUAGAAUUUUAAUAAAGUAAAGUUGAAAUAAGUCGAAAAUGUUUGUUCUUUUGCUGUACAGGUUUGCUGUCCAGUUUAGCAGAAAGUUAUAUUUUGUUCGCGUCGCUUGCGCUGUGCCUGCGUCGUGCGUAAUGUUAGCGUGAGGAUGCGCGUGCUAAGAUCCGCCACCUGAAACGCGCUAUAAAACAUCAGCGCGAGCUGGAUGUCUCUGUCAUAUCAGGAGUUUAUUCCAUCUUAUUGACCCUCAGGAUGAUUCGCCUUCGUUUCAAACCAUUAUCUUAAGUUACUUCAAUCAUUAUCAUCAGCUGGAUGUGUAUUUUGAAACCAAAAACAGCAUCUUCGUGUUGAGCUAGUAUUUGGAGAAGUGAACAAUGAUUCCUCCUGGAGACUGUCUGUAUGCUGGAAGGAAAAGGAGAAAACCUGUGCAGAAACAGAAACCAGAGAAAGCAGGUCAGAAAUCGAAUCCGUCCAAGCGUCAUCGCGACCGUCUGAAUGCUGAACUGGACCGGUUGGCGAGUCUGCUGCCCUUCAGUGCAGAUGUCAUCUCCAAACUGGACAAACUCUCAGUGCUGAGGCUCAGCGUCAGCUUCCUGCGGGUGAAGAGCUUCUUUCAAGUGGUCCAAGAGAAAGAAAAUCACAGCAGUGAUGCCUUGACAUCGGCUCACAAGAAAGAAAUCCUGCCCCAUGUCAUAGAGAGUGAUCUUCUCCUAAAGUCUCUUCCUGGAUUUGCGCUGAUUGUGAGCUCAGAUGGUGUUAUUUUCUAUGCAUCAUCCACCAUCGUUGACUACCUGGGAUUUCAUCAGACGGACGUGAUGCAUCAAAAGAUCUUUGAUUAUAUCCAUGUGGAAGAGCGACAGGAGUUUCACAGGCAGCUCCACUGGGCGAUGAACCCUGGCCAACAAGACACUGAUGAGGAUGUUGUGAUGGGCCAUCUGUAUAUUUCUGAAGUGCUUGACGGCGUUCCUCCUGAACUGUCUCCAUUUCUCACACGGUGCUUCGUCGCUCGAGUCCGCUGCCUGCUGGACAGCACCUCAGGCUUCCUGAACAUGCAGUUUCAGGGCAGUCUGAAGUUCCUUCAGGGUCAGCGGAGGAAGACAGACUCUGGAGCUCUGCUGCCACCUCGGCUCGCUCUCUUCUGUGUGGCUGUUCCUCUAGUCCUGCCCUCCGUCAUGGAGCUCAAGAUGAAGAGUAUGAUGAUGAAGAGCAAACACAAAAGUGAUAAAAGACAACGAGUUUCCCAUGGCUCAUUUGACAGUGAAGACAUGCUACAUCUUAACUGGACGAGCUCUUCUGGUCAUGACUGUUCCUGUUCAUCCCUGACCAACAGGAAAUACAGAGGAGAGGACUGCAAAACCCAGGACAAGCCACUCAACUUCUGUGUUUCUAGACUGCAAGCUGUUGAUCCUUCCUGGGAUGCCCGCUGUCCUGCUGCCUUACGCACGGGGCCCAAUGAAAACUACCUGCCCGGAAGCGUCUAUAAGAAUAGCCAUUCUGGCACACCACAAAUCCGAUGCAACACAGAAUUGCAGAAGCUUGAGAGAUAUUGUGUCAACAGGAAGGCUGAGAGAAGGUACAUGCAGACUGAAUGUUUUAACAUGAUUCCCGAAGUGGCCAUUAAGACAGAAGAUUCAGACUCUGAGAACGGGUGUAACGUAUACGGGAUGCUUUGGUGCCCUGAAUAUGCACAGGUGAAAACCGAGGCUGAAUAUUAUGACUUUUGUGCCUCAUAUCAAAGAGGAAAAGCUGUCAUCAGUCCUCCCAUCAACAGACACCACAAGUAUCUGUGUGCAGGAGUCAGCAGACCUCUUAAGUGUGUCCUGAACAAAGACAUGAAUCACUCUGACGCUCCUAUCAGCAGUCAGGAUGGAUAUGCAUUUUCAAAUGAUCAUAAAAGCUGCAUGCAGCAUGAUAUCCGGCUGACUUGUGAGUUCAGGAGUCACAACCUUCUGCACACGAUCAAACGAGAACCUGAAGACUCUCAACCUUGUUGUGGGAAUGUUAGUCAAGGGCAUGUGCAACAACACAUUACUUCAAAUUGCACUAUGAACACUGUUCUACACAAAGCAAACCCAUAUGUUUACAUGCAGUAAACCCUGAUCACAUGCUUGCAAGGUGUAUUAAUAUUCUUCCUUUUGUUCUUUAUUCUGCAAUUAAUUCAGCCCAACUGAUUAACAUAGAAAACUUUUUUUGUCGAUAGCUUUGACAUGUUAGAAAUCUAAGAUCUACCCACUGUCAUAUUUGCAUGAUGAAUUGUGUUUUGUCACCUGAAAUCAAGUCAUGAUAACAAAAAAAUAAAUUUUUCCACUAAAUUCUAAACAAACUUAGUCUGUUUGCUGCCUUGCAAGCGCUGGUAUUUCCUUCUGGACAUAAACUAAAACUAGUUAGAAGCUAUUUUAGACUGUUUAAUCAAACACACAUACUCAGGUUCUGGAGAUGGUGUUUUGUCUCUUUGGGGUACAGAUUUUGGAUUUAUUGUGAUCCAACGUGAUAUUAAUGUGGAAAAUAUGUAUACAGACCAGAUCAUUUCUCAUGUGAAAAUGUAUGUGUGUAUAUAGCAUUUUAGAUUUUUCAAAGUGCUUAAACAUGCAUUUGCUUUAAAAAAUAAAUACAUUUGUCUUGA
Molecule: messenger RNA, 2781 nt
Organism: Carassius auratus (goldfish)
Lineage: Eukaryota; Metazoa; Chordata; Actinopteri; Cypriniformes; Cyprinidae
Gene: ahrrb
Product: aryl-hydrocarbon receptor repressor b
Exons: 9
Coding region: 533-2251 (572 amino acids)
Biological process (GO): xenobiotic metabolic process; regulation of transcription by RNA polymerase II; response to xenobiotic stimulus
Cellular component (GO): aryl hydrocarbon receptor complex; nucleus
Molecular function (GO): protein dimerization activity; nuclear receptor activity; transcription cis-regulatory region binding
Source: RefSeq, a predicted model, not a curated record